AUGUGUCUCCAGGAAAUGCCCCAAGUCCUAAGACAACUAAUGCAGUCAUCGGAAGAAGAUGACCUUUACACAAACUGCACAGUCACGAAGAAGAUGAAAAACCAUGAAUGUCCAGAAUGUGGGAAAGCCUUCACCAGUUCUGGAAAUGUGAAGACUCACAUGUUGGUACACACGGGUGAAAAGCCUCUAGAGUGCCCAGUGUGUGGGAAAAAAUUCCGUCAUAUUGGAAAUGUAAAGUCUCACAUGUUGGUGCAUACGGAUGACAAACCUCAUGGAUGUCCAGUGUGUGGGAAAAGAUUCCGUCAUGUUUUAAGCUUGAAGAAUCACAUAACGGUACAUUCGGAUGACAGACCUCAUGAGUGUCCAGAGUGUGGGAAAAGAUUUAGUCGAAUUGGCGGUAUGAAGACUCACAUGCAGGUGCAUUCUGAUCAUAAGCCUUUUGAGUGUGCUGAAUGUGGGAAAAAAUUUAGAAUACGUGGAGAUGUGAUAAAACACAUUUCGGUGCAUUUGGGUGAUAGACCUCAUGAGUGUCCAGAGUGUGGGAAAAGAUUUAGUCGUCUAGGCACUAUGAAGUCGCACAGAAUGGUGCAUAUGGGUGACGAGCCUCAGGAGUGUCCCGAGUUUGCGAAUAAGUUCAGUCUUCGAGAUAUGAAGACAGACAGAAUGGUGCUUAAGGGUGAUCAGCCUUAUGAGUGUCCAGAUUGUGGGAAAAGAUUCAGUCGUUUUCGAAACAUGAUGACUCACAUGGUGAUACAUACGAGUGACAGGCCUUAUGAAUGCCCCGAAUGUGGGAGAGGAUUCAGUCAUCCUACAACUCUUAAGAGGCACAGGGUUGUGCAUACAGGAGAUAAGCCUUACGAGUGUACAGUGUGUGGGAAAACAUUUAGUCGUCUUGACACAAUGAAGUCUCACAGGUUAGUACAUUCUGGUGAUAAGCCUUAUGAAUGUCCUGAUUGUGGGAAAAGAUUCAUUCGUCUUGGAGAUAUGAAUGUACACAGGAAAGUGCAUUCGGAUAUUAAGCGUUAUGAAUGUCCCGUAUGUGGGAAAAGAUAUAAGUAUCUUAAACAUAUGAAAAAGCAUGUGUUAUUGCAUUCAGAUGUUAAACCUCACAUUGCCUAA
Molecule: messenger RNA, 1119 nt
Organism: Procambarus clarkii (red swamp crayfish)
Lineage: Eukaryota; Metazoa; Arthropoda; Malacostraca; Decapoda; Cambaridae
Source: RefSeq, a predicted model, not a curated record